This is a messenger RNA of Cucumis sativus (cucumber), 1689 nucleotides long. RefSeq names its product oxygen-dependent coproporphyrinogen-III oxidase, chloroplastic. Gene Ontology annotation, molecular function: coproporphyrinogen oxidase activity. Bases 104 to 1300 code for a protein of 398 amino acids. Gene Ontology annotation, cellular component: cytoplasm; chloroplast stroma. The transcript is spliced from 8 exons. Lineage: Eukaryota; Viridiplantae; Streptophyta; Magnoliopsida; Cucurbitales; Cucurbitaceae. The record is from RefSeq and is a predicted model, not a curated record.
CUCCAUUUGGUGGGCUUCCUUAUCUUCCUCCUCUCUCGUUUCUUUCUAUAUAUAAAACCUUCCAUCCUUCAUCUUUCUCUCUUCAACUCAAUUCCUUAAAGCUAUGUCUUCCACCACCAUUUUCUCACCUUCUUCUCCAUCCUCUUCCCCUCUCACUCGCUUCUCAUUCUCUCACAAGCCCUCUUUACCUCUCGAUCACAUCCAUUUCCCCUCCCAUUCCUCCAAUUUCAACAACAACAACUCCCUUCUUCUCAGGAAAAAUCUCAGAACCAUGGCUGUUUCUAUCGAGAAGGAAACCCCCAUCGCCGAACGCCCCGAUUCCUUCCUUACUGCAUACGACAAAGCCACUGGAGGAAUCUCUUCCGGUUCUUCUUCUGUCAGGGCUCGCUUCGAGAAGAUGAUUAGGGAUGCUCAGGACAGUGUUUGCGACGCCAUUGAGAAAGCCGAUGGUGCUGGUAACUUUAAGGAGGAUGUUUGGUCUAGACCUGGUGGUGGUGGCGGUAUCAGUAGGGUUCUUCAAGAUGGUGCUGUUUGGGAGAAGGCUGGCGUUAAUGUCUCCGUUGUCUAUGGAAUUAUGCCUCCUGAUGCUUACAGAGCUGCCAAAGCUUCUGCUGCUCAUCAGAAGCCUGGUGAAAUUCCAUUCUUUGCCGCCGGGAUUAGCUCAGUUUUACAUCCUAAGAACCCCUUUGCACCUACUUUGCAUUUCAACUAUCGAUAUUUCGAGACUGAUGCUCCCAAAGAUGCCCCGGGUGCACCUAGGCAAUGGUGGUUUGGUGGUGGGACCGAUUUAACUCCUUCCUACAUCUUUGAGGAAGACGUCAAGCAUUUCCAUUCGGAACAAAAAAAAGCCUGUGACAAAUUUGAUCCAUCCUUCUAUCCUCGAUUCAAAAAAUGGUGCGAUGAUUACUUCUAUAUCAAGCACCGAAACGAAAGGCGAGGUCUUGGAGGAAUAUUUUUUGACGAUCUAAAUGACUAUGAUCAGGAGAUGCUUCUAUCAUUUGCCACUGAGUGCGCCAAUUCUGUUAUUCCUGCCUACAUACCCAUCAUAGAGAGAAGAAAGGAUACCCCAUUUACUGAACAGCACAAAGCAUGGCAACAACUUCGCAGAGGCCGCUACGUCGAAUUCAACUUGGUUUACGAUCGUGGUACUACAUUUGGACUGAAAACAGGAGGUCGGAUUGAAAGUAUUUUGGUAUCACUCCCUCUAACAGCGAGAUGGGAAUAUGACCAUAAACCUGAAGAGGGAAGUGAAGAAUGGAAAUUAUUGGAUGCAUGCAUCAACCCAAGAGAAUGGAUCUAAUAUUUCCAUUGCUUUGGUCAGAGUAAGUACUAAAGUUUAGGUUCAGAUGAGCAAUAUGAGUUCUUGAAGAGGACUCCUUAUGCGGCUUAUUUGCUCACUCCCUCCUCAUUCUUUCCUGAUUUUGCUUGUGUAUGUUUGUUGGCUGUAGCUUUCAUAAUUGUGUAAUUGAAAUGUAGCACUUACUGAUUAGCUUGUUCUUAUGUUUUUAAUAAAAUAAAUGUCUAAUUGUAUUGUUAAAAUAAAUAUAUUAUCCUUAGGAAUGUCAGAAAACAGAAAUUUUCCAUUUUAGAUUGAGUUUAUCUUUUGGGAUUAAAGUAGAGCAAGGCUAUGUUGUAAUUGUAAUGGGAUGAUAAUAAUAUAUAAUCAAACCUUUUGGAAUUAUUCGAAAA